AUGCAGCUUGCUAGGGGCGAUAAACCUCCGCCCAGAAAUAGGCCUAUCAUGCUCCUGGAUCAAAACAUGGCUCAAUCUGUAACACAAAGCACGGGUCAGUCCCCAAGUCGCGUAGCAGUCGAUAAUUCGAGUCCCAGUGGUCUGUCUGGACACGGUAAUUUAACCGGCAUGAACGGAGUGAUGGGAGGCACAAAUAAUGCUAAUUUGUAUAACCACAUGCUUAAUGGUCUGCCCAUUCUACCUAACCACGGCCUAGGGUCAUUCCAACCGCCAUUCCCUCUACAAUCGCAGCACGAUCCCCCAAAUCAACAGCAGUCCUUCCAAUCGCAUGCCCAGCCCCCGCCGCUACAUACCCCCUUUCCCCUAUUCCAAAUGGGAAUGGCCCCCAAAUUUAGAAUCAAACCCCCUCCCAAUCUACAAUUACUAUCUAACGAUGGUAGGAAACUGUCCGCAAACUCGGCGGAUCUCUUGAGGCGUGCCAAAAACUUGCUACGGAGCGGAUAUACUAUCAUGGCUCCGGAGCCUAGCGCCGGCUUUAAGAGCUCUUGGGGACUUAUGCUCCAGGAAAUGAACUGGAUGGCCACGGACUACCACCAAGAGAGGGUGUGGAAACGGAGGGUUUGCGAUGCGCUUAAGAUGGGGGUUAUGAGGAUGAUUCAGCAAAAGGAUAGGGAUAAGAAGGGGUGGGCCUCCAACCAAGCCGCGAAAAUUAUCUCCCAGUGGUGGAAACAGCUCGACUUGGUAUCUCAACAAUCGAAGACGGAAAUAGCCUCCGUAGGUAAACGCACUAAGACGUCGGUUCAAGCCAUGUGUAGUCAAUCUAAGCAGGAAUGGCGAAUGGGACGACAAAGCCCAGAGCUUUUUCAAUAUUGUUCCCGCGUUCAAAUCCAUCCAGAAGCACUGCAAAUUGAGCAAUAUUCAGCAAAUGUUGAGUUGGAGCCCCUAGAUCUCCUAGAAAAUCUAUUUAUUUCAGUAACAAAGGUCUCCGGUGUAGAUUAUGUGAGAAACCAGCAUGCAGCGGUCGAUCAGUACCUCUCUAGAAUGGAGGCGGCAGGUGCAAAGAUUCAUUCUGUCACAUUUAGACCGCCAGAUGAUGAGCUGGACUCUGUUUCGCUUUCCUUGAAUUCAGACGAAGAUUACGCGUCACUGGUACUCAAUGACUACGUGCUGAGGAAGAGCUGCGUUGUUUCCCCUAUUGAUUUUGAUCCUAACUUUAACCGCUUCAAGUCAUACAUGUGCCAUGUGCCCCCAAAACGUAUGCCCCUGCCCGUCAAAUCGUUUCCCCCUGUAAAGCCCGUCCAUGUGCACAACUCUACUGCAUCUCUGCCUGAUAGAACCACAUCAGUUUCUGCGGGAAAUACCAGCGUAGCUGGUAUUGGAAGCUGUGUAAAAGAGCCUUACUUACUGUCACACUUGGUGCAAAAGUACGGGAUGAAAGGCGUGGGAAUAAACUGGGAGCUUAUGGCCACAGCAAUGGAGAUGUACGGCAAUUCUAUGAUUUCUGUGAAUGAUUUGAAGAAUCUGCACAAUAAAAUCGAUGAUUCCUACCCAAAAAUGCCCCUUGUUGUUAUUGACAAGCUUUUUGGUAUGGUUUACAUGCCAAAAUCUGCCACUGAUGAACUAUGUGAAUUGGGUGAGGAUGUCUGUGUAGGGUGUAGUGGAGAUGAUGGCACAGAGAGGAUGAUCAAACAUGUGGUAAACAGUAAAAUAGAAGACCUUAUCACCCCUAUAAAUAACUUUGAAGGCAUGUUUGAGAUAAAUUGCAACGUCAAAACUUAUGAGAAAGUAGAACAACUGGCAGCAAAGUCUAUCAAUGAAUUCAUCGAGUGGUAUUCGCACGUGGACCCUAAAGUGGCUGGUCAAACAAAUUUACUCGAGAGCACGGAUGAUCUUCUUCCAGAUUUUUUGGCUUGCGUUGCAUUAAAAUACCCUGAGAACAACUCAAUUAUGCCCACCUGA
This is a messenger RNA of Babesia microti strain RI, 1959 nucleotides long. Its product is annotated as conserved Plasmodium protein, unknown function. The record is from RefSeq and is a predicted model, not a curated record. Lineage: Eukaryota; Apicomplexa; Aconoidasida; Piroplasmida; Babesiidae. Bases 1 to 1959 code for a protein of 652 amino acids. The transcript is spliced from 4 exons.